AGAUGAUAGGAGGGUCAAAAAAUAAAUUACAAUAUUACCCUUAUUUUAAAAUGGUAGAAUAUAAUAUUUUAUUUUUUCUGUUCGUGUGUUAUGCUGAGUACCCCGUCGACCGUAGAUAUGACAUUUUAGAGUUUUUGUCGGGAAGAGAAGUUGGGUUCUGAUGGCCAGUUGGAGGGAAAAGUCCUCCGUCGGGUUCCUCCGUUGGGGGCAAAAGUCCUCUCGCGGAGGAAAAGUCAACUUAUGGUAGCCAAUUCAACGGAAGUAGACUGCAAAUUGCCUCUAGAUCUGUGCAGACCAUUCUUGAGCAUCACAUUAUAAACUGAAAAUUAUUUGACUUCAUCCAUAUUGACCGGGCAGUGUCUGAAUUAUUCCAGGUAGUCUUCUUACCAUGAUUUCUCAAAAAAGAGAUGCAUUUUUUGAAACUUCCAUCUUCGCGCAUGAUUCAUAAGGUUUUUUACAACACCACCCAAUUCAAACCAAAAAAGAAUGAUUAAAUAGAUAAUAUUGAUAUUAAAUGCUUGGCCCCAUAUCUCUGGCUCUUUCUAAGCUGUUCUAUUGCUUGUCCAUCCUGAACACUAAUGCUUAGUCUUCCAUACAUUUUCCAAUUAAAAAAUUAAAUAUAUAAGUAUAUCAGGCCAUUGUGCUUUCCUUCAAAUUGCAAUUUGCUAUUCAUCAGUUACAAUAUGGACAUGGAGGUGUGAUGCUUCUAAACUCUACUUUAUGUGCUUCAUAUUUUUAUCAUGGUUUAGAUAAAGUUCAUUACUUCAACAAUCUAACCUCAUUAUUCCAGGUAGCAGAAGCUCAAAAAAGUCAAAUUUAUUCUGCAAAAAUUGAUAUUCCCCCUCAAAGUCUUCCCUUGAAACCAGAUGAAUCUCUCAAUCGAUCCAAGUCUUUCACAGCCUACCUUCCCACCCAAGAUGUAUACCAAUCCCGGAAGGUUGUGUUCGACGAUAAAGCCAUGACAGAUGCAGGUACUAACGGCCAUGAAAACAUUCAGCAGAAUGGCAACUGGAAGAAGAUGAAACCAAACUUCUCCCAACGCCUGUAUUUGAGUAACUCUUCCGUAAAAGGAUUUUCAAAGUUGCCACGACAUCAUAGUUACAAUGUAAAACGCUAUGAUACUUUCAAGACAUGGUCAGGAAAAUUAGAGAGGCGGUUUUCAAAUCUUCAUGGGAAGCCGAUCGAGCCAGAUGAUGCCAAUAAUUUGAAUGACACAGAACCUGAAUCCUUGCCUGCAUUAGACCGUUAUCUGGAUGCCUUGGAAGGACCAGAAUUGGACACUCUGAAAGCAUCAGAGGAGCUUGUUCUUCCUGAAGAUGUAACUUGGCCUUUUCUACUUCGAUUUCCAAUAUCCUCUUUUGGUAUGUGCCUUGGUGCAGGAAGCCAAGCCAUGCUAUGGAAAACUUUGGCUUUAUCUCCCUCAAUGAGCUUCAUGAAUAUAAGCCUAACCAUCAAUAUUGUCCUGUGGUGCAUCGCAAUUGGUGUAUUUAGCUUGGUGGCCACAAUAUAUCUUCUUAAGAUCAUAUUUUACUUUGAAGCAGUGAGAAGAGAGUACUACCAUCCUGUGAGAAUCAACUUCUUUUUUUCUCCUUGGAUAGCUUGUCUCUUUCUGGCAAUAGCUUUGCCUCCACGUGUUGCAGAAAGUAUACCUGAUAACUUAUGGUAUGUGCUCAUGGCGCCAAUACUCUGCCUUAAUAUGAAGAUCUAUGGCCAAUGGAUGCUGGGAGGAGAACGAAGGCUUUCGAAGGUGGCUAAUCCUUCAAAUCAUUUGGCUGUGGUUGGGAACUUUGUUGGUGCAUUGUUAGGGGCAAAUAUAGGACUUAAAGAAGGGCCUAUAUUUUUUUUUGCAGUUGGUUUGGCACAUUACACUGUUCUAUUUGUCACUUUGUAUCAGAGGCUUCCAACAAAUGACACUCUGCCGAAGGAGCUUCAUCCAGUUUUCUUUUUAUUUAUAGCUGCACCUAGCGUUGCUUGCACUGCAUUGGCUAAGAUUUCUGGUGAAUUUGGCAUUGGUGCAAGAAUUCCUUACUUCGUUGCCAUGUUCCUUUAUUCUUCUCUUGUAAGUUCCGCUAUACAGUUUCUGAAGCUCUCUUGUCGAGAAUUUCGCUGUACCUUCUAUAUCUUCCGUUGGGAUCAAACUCCACAAAAUGUAGGUAAUCUUCUUCCUGAGGAUUCACGCUCGUCAUUCUAAUCUUCUUCAACCGAGUUCUCUUGCUAGCUAAUGGCGCUCUUCCUCACCUCAUGGGAUCAGAGCCUCGUACACUUGUUGGGAUCUAUGGGAAAGAAGAAGAUGGGAAAAAACUUUGCCCAAACGCAUUGUUAUCUCUGAUAAGAGUUGAACACAAAAGGCAAGAACAAUGUGGGAACUCAAACAAAAUCGAA
This is a messenger RNA of Phalaenopsis equestris, 2382 nucleotides long. Its product is annotated as S-type anion channel SLAH3-like. The record is from RefSeq and is a predicted model, not a curated record. NCBI's taxonomy places the organism in Eukaryota, Viridiplantae, Streptophyta, Magnoliopsida, Asparagales, Orchidaceae. The transcript is spliced from 4 exons. Gene Ontology annotation, cellular component: membrane. The coding region runs from base 701 to 2191 and encodes 496 amino acids. Gene Ontology annotation, biological process: intracellular monoatomic ion homeostasis; transmembrane transport. Gene Ontology annotation, molecular function: voltage-gated monoatomic anion channel activity.